AUAUUCCCGCCCCCUGAACCUUAAAUCGGAGUCUCUGACCCCGCUCUAGCCUGAGCUCGACUCUCCGCCCCCAGCGAUCACUGUAGUCAUUAGGUAAGCUCCAACCCGUUUUUUGUGUGGGUGUUUGGUUUUUUCAUUUCAAAUCAGAGAAACCCUCUUUUGAUGUUUUGUUUUUCAUUUCAAAUGAGAGACUUUUUUAACCCCCUUCCACCUCUCUCUCCGGCACCGGCCAUUGCUCCAGCACCGGUGAUUGCUCUAGCACCAGUGUUUGGUUGAGCACUGGUUUCUUGAAGUAUGCUUAGUUUUUUCUUCAUAGAGCACUGGUUUCUUGAAAUGAAAAACACCCACAUAAAAAAUGAGGGUUGGAGCGUGCCUGAUGACGGUGGCUGGAGCGAUUGCCGGUGCCGAAGAUGGGGGGCGGAGAUCCGAGCUCGGGUUAGAACCGAGGUCAGAGACUCCGAUUUGAGGUUAGGGGGCGGGAAUUGUGUGGGGCGAGGCGCGGUGGGUCGGAGAUGCGAACUCCCUUUCUCCUCCCUGAAAAUUGACAUUCCUUCUACCGAGAUUUGGUUUAACAGUUUAAGUUUCAAAGUUUCAUGCGGAUCUGCUGAGCACAAACGCUAGCCACUUAAAUGUUCACAUAACCCCACAGCCGCACAUUGGGAAGAUCUUGCCGGUGAAUGACAAUAAAUGUGUUUACGCUUUACAGUACACAGCGUUUAGUCAAAAAAUAAAAAAUUCGGGGCUGCUCGUUACGUAGAUCCAAGUCUGACCCACACAACACAACAUGAACAAAAACUCCUCAAUCGGUCAAUCCUCAUCUUCAUCUUCAUGUAACAUAAACAGCGCCAUAGUCCCUCCAUACGCUCUCUGCCCGUUACCGUUACCCGUUAUAGCUGUUAGUAAAUUUUUGAAGUUUCCCGCAAUUAAAUUCUACUUCUUUUUUUUUGUUUUUUGUUUCGCGGGAAUAAUGACAACAUGUGGAAGCCAUGGUGGCGGAAUCCAAAGAAUAUUUUCAAUUUUCAACCACCAGAAAGAAAGCGAACUUCUCGUUGGGUCGGUUUACUUGUUGAGGAGUUGUUUUGCUUUCUCAGUUCUCUCCAGCUCUUCCUUCAUUCCUCGUCGUCACCUCACCGCCACAGAGAAGUCCACCCCAGAUACUGAAAUUAAUGGAGAAAUUAUCAACAGAUCUGUCUCUUAAAAUCUUUUUCUUCUUAGAUCACCAAAAUCUUGCAACCGCCAAACAAGUUUGCAGGAAAUGGAGGGUCUUAGCCUCGGACAAUAUUCUGUGGCGCAACCUGUUCAAAGAGAGAUGGGGAGGAGAUCAUGCUGCAUUCUAUGCUCCAACAGAUUCCAAAUUAUGGAAAGAUGUCUAUGAAGUGCAAGAUCGUUGUGAACGUGUUGGAUUGGGAUUGAAAUUCGUUAGAGAAGGUGAUGACUAUUAUCUUGUUCACCAAGGAGAAAUUCAACGCCAUUUGGGUUCUAGGAAGAGCAGAAAAGGGGCAACUGGUAACUCCAAUUUAAAAAGAGAAUUCAUUGGGGAAAUACCCUCAGGAGCAGAGGAGCCUUGCUUAGGUAUUCUGGACAAAAUCCUGUUUUUCAUUGGUGACUUGGAAGUUGCCUCAAGAGAUAUAAAAAGGACUCGGUUGCUGUGACUGGUCUUGGACAUGCUUGAUUACACAGAUUCUGAAUGUAACUUUUGUAUAAAUCAAGGAAGAAAUCUCUCCAAGAAUAUCUCAAUUAUGCAAGCCGUGCUAUAUUAUUGUAGAUAUGUACUACUGAUAAUAAUAUGCUAUUAGAUCUGUAUGGAUUUUUGUUCUGUUUGUUUUGACGGGAAGUUUCUUAUGCUUCCAUGUUGAUGUUAUUGGAUCUGUAUAACAGUUUUCCACUAACAAUUCCAUGCUAGCACCAAAGGAAGAGAAUCCAAAAAGAAAACAACUAUUGGUCUGUUGGAUUGGUUCAGAA
This is a messenger RNA of Nelumbo nucifera (sacred lotus), 1962 nucleotides long. The record is from RefSeq and is a predicted model, not a curated record. NCBI's taxonomy places the organism in Eukaryota, Viridiplantae, Streptophyta, Magnoliopsida, Proteales, Nelumbonaceae.